Messenger RNA from Schistosoma mattheei, 9651 nucleotides. NCBI's taxonomy places the organism in Eukaryota, Metazoa, Platyhelminthes, Trematoda, Strigeidida, Schistosomatidae. The record is from the annotation of a GenBank genome assembly.
CUCUUCGAAUUCCCAUUGUUUUGUGUGGCGCAUAUAUAUUGGCGCUCUCUUGUACCAAUAUUUAUGUGUUCAAAUAAAUAAAUAAAUAAAUCUGUCCAUGCUAUCAAAUGCUUUUUCUUAGUCAAUGAAGUUGAUGUAGAGUGAUGAAUUCCAUUCAAUUGAUUGUUCCACAAUGAUUCGUAGAGUUGCUCAUUCAAAAUAAGCUUUUGUAGUAUCACGUGACCGAACUUACUCUACUUCACUACGGACGAAUCACAUAAAGUGAUCGAGAAUCUUUACUGAUAUUCAGUAAAUAAGAGGCAUAAGAAAAGGUUUCUCUACCAGUGAUCCGCGUAUUUCAGUUAGCCAGUCGUCAGCACAUUUAGUUAUUCCACAGCAUUAGGAAAGCGAAGUCACCUAGCUCAGGAACUAGUUCACCACCGUGUUAACUUGAAUAACACUGCAAAAAACUCAUUGUUUAUGAAAUACAACGUAGACACUCGGUCGAUACCUUUAUAGAGGUUCAGGUAUUGGUUCAUUAAACAUUCGCAGCAGAUGUAGGUGAAUUAAAUAUUAGCUGAUGAACAUCUAUUACUGAAACGUAUAUCCAAAUGUAAUGCUAGGUUUUCUGCUUUCUAGACUGAAAUCUACAAUAUGAAAUGCUUAGUUUGAAAGCUCCAUCCACAAGCUUUUGAAAAUCAGCUAUAGGAUUUAUUCCCUAAAUAGCCCACUCCAUAGAGAGACCUAGUAACCUACUAAUGUAACCUUCCUAAGGAGUGUUUGCUUAAUAAGCAUUUUUAUGAUGUUUUUCAUGAUGUUUUCCGUUUGAAUGUGUUGUCCAUGUACACGGAACAAUUAUAAAUACCUGAUUUACUGAUUAUAAAUUCCAAUUCUGAAGUUACCAUGUACGAUUAUCAGCCAUCUUCCUCACUCUUUAUUCAAACAAAGAUCAGAAUUUGAUGAUUAGUAUUUUAUGUAAGAUGGAAUGUCACAAUUUUCGGUCCAGAUUUUAAAAGGUAAUACCGUUAAAUUAUUAUUUUCGCGACUGUUUACCUUCAGAUAACCUGCCACUCUAUUCUUUUUGGAAAUUCAAGUCAGCUGUUUUUAUGAACAUUUCAAUUAAUUUGUAUCCAUCAGCUGAUACGGAAGACCUUCAAAAUUAAAAGGAAUGUACAUUGUUUCCUUACUUUAAGAGUUUUGAUGCACUUUUAAUGAAUACUUUAUUAUUAAGUUUUUUUAUAUAUCCAUCUAUUUGUUAUCUAUGCAUCAGCUUAUAUCACGUGGUAGCUACGUCCUUGUUUACCUACCUUUCAGUUGAAAGUUUUCGAGUUGUUUUUUCAGAAUUUCAAUUGGGAAUUCUAAAACAAUAUGUCAACAUUUACGGUGUGAAAAUAUAAAUCCAUAACUAUCGUUUUAUAAAUCAUACUGUUAUAUAGUAGGGAAGAUUUAAUUACGAGUCACUUUGAGACCUAUUAAUGAGCUUAUAUAUACAUCUAUUGUAUAACUGUUCAGUAACUAGACUAUGUAUACCUAUAUUCCCUUAAUGGUAAGUUUCAUUUUGACCUAUAGAUUAUUAUUAUUAUACGAUUUACUAUACUAGUAUACUCAGUUUAUUGACUAGUCUCCCACGUUCACAGCCAUUUUUCGGCUUGAUAUUCUAUGAGUGUUAUUUCCUACUUUAUGAUGUGAUGUGGUCUGUUUGGCUGGUACAUAAACUAAGUAUGUUUGAAAUAAAUGAUUCACAUAGUAGGAGCUAUUAUUAGUGUUCUAGACUCAAGUGGACAGGCUAGGCGAACGAAGGACCAAUAAUAUCGCUAGGCUGACCGGUCGAGUGUCUUUGGUUUGGCACAGUACCAAGAUUGAAUAAGUCGUAUUUCGAUUGGCGAAUAAAUCACGUGAUAACUAACCGGCUUUAAAGUAACAACGUACCAUUCAAUAAUGUUAAGAUUAUUACUAUGAAAUUGCUGAAAAGUUCAUGUCAUUAUCUAGUAUCACCCACAACAGUGCUUCAAAUCGUCAACACUUCAUCUCGACGCCUAAGCCCUAAAAUUCAGUCGUGAGUAGGGUCAUGCUUAUGUACUAGGAAUUAGUCUUAUAACAACAUCUUUUCAUUUUAAUACCCUUAUAUGGUGACUACUAGACUAUGAAAUCAAUCGUUUGAUCACCUUAAAGUUGUCAAAAGUGUUCACCUAACGCAUAUCGGACGAAACCAUCCUAGAAGCCAGCUGAGGUAGACGGGGAAAAGACAGUAACCUUAAUUAUUUCUAAAAAUAAUCAAUAUCAGUGACUGGGUCUAUUUACUGCCUAAUUCGCAUAGUUAGGAACCUAAUUACUAUAAUGUAGAAUGGAUUAGAAACAACGAAAAAAUUUACGUCGUCCGGCUGUAUCUGAUAUACGUUAAAAACAGAAUUACACGCAAACGUUUUGUACUUAAAAUACUCAGGAACAGAGUAAGGAUUGGACUUGGUUGAUCACAAUUUUUUUUCAGAAACUUUUUCGUAGAACACUGAGUAUAGUUUCUCUUUAGAUAUGUUUUUAAAAAUUGACUGAUUCCCUAAGAUGAUCGAAAUAACUUGGCAUUUGAGUAAAUCACUCUGCAUAUAGUGAUGAAAGGUUGUCUGUCGCUAAUAGCUUUCUUCGAUCCAUCAUCGGUUAGAAAUUUGGUGGUCUUUUUUGAGCAAAAAAUAAAUGUAGCAUUCGCGCUCUCACUAUUGUUCUCUCUAAAUGCUUGCGGAACAGCAGAAUCGAGUAGGGAACUUCUAAUUUUCCGUCCUCUGUCAGUGCAAGAACGUAGACCCACCAGAUAGUGUACACUAAACGAGAUAGGACUAGUAAAUUCGCACAAACUCUAUCCGGUUUACCGAUCAACCAAUCUUUUAUAUCAAGAAACUUUCACUCCUAAUAUUUUUUUCUGGCAGCAGUGUCCAUUUUAAUCAGAAUUUACAGUGAAACAAGUUUUUCGCUAGCAUAUUUCCAAACAUCUUGUGCACAAAUUAUUACACUUGUAAAUAGAAAUAUAUCUCUUACAAAACACAAAUUUUCACCAUCCCGUAUUUCACCUCAUAAUUUACGUAAAAUUAUUCAUAGAGUAAAAAAAAUGUAGGAUGCCUAAAUUGGUUGGAUGUUUCCCUUGCUAAUUUUGAAAUCUAGGUGAUAACUUCUAAACACUCAAACACGUUUGGAGAAAACAUGAUAAACUUGCAUAUUAUUUCAUUUUAUAUAUCUAACUUUAAUGGGAAACUGUGAACUAAAUAGGAAGAAGAAUCAGACAGUACGAGUUGAUUCAAAUUGAAAAAUCGAAAUCCCCAAGCAUUUACAACUACUAAUUUCUGACGUUUCUAAAACUAGGAAGAAAAACUACACUUUUCCAUGGAUCUUUUGCAAAGUCAGUGACCUCAUAAAUUAGUGUUAAGUCUAGGUUUUGCUAUACUUAGCCUCUUUCCAGUCUAUCACCCUUCUAAGUUUAAGAUUAGUUGACAAGUAAUUAAUCAAAGUAACAUAAGGGUAGUUAGAUCUAUAAUAAAACUUAAUUUAUUGACGACUAUCUAAUAAACCAGUGGGAGAUAUAGGCUUGCUUACUAGUAUCUCUAAAAUAAUGGAAAAACCGUAUCGAAGUUUUGGUUGCUGCGAUCUCAUUCAUUCCCAUAUAACAUAUAUAACACUAAAAGUAUUACUUUCAGCAUAAAAUGCCAGUGACACGGAUGUCCGAGACUUGAAAACAUAACCAACAAGUUCCGUGUUCUUACUUUUGUAAUAACUACAAAAUCCCCUUGGUACCUUAGCGCAAUCUUAAUUAUUGCAAAAGACGGAUCUCAACAGCCAACCAAUAUCCAAGUCAGAAACUUCAAUACGAACUUCAAGACACUUCUACCGUACGGAGCUGAAACUUUGAGAACUACUACAACCAUCAUCAAGAAGGUGCAAAUUUUUAUAAAGAGCUAUCUACGCAAGAUAUUCAAAAUCCAUUGGCCGGAUACCAUCAGCAACAACUUUCUGUGAGAGGACAAACCAGCUUUCAGCUGAGGAGGAAAUUAGGACUAGACGAUGGAAAUUGAUAGCACAUAUAUUACAGAAAUCACCAAACUGCAUCACGAGACAUCCCCUAACUUGCAAUCCUGAAGGGUGGAGGAAAAGAGGAAGGUCGAAGAACAUAUUACGUCGCGAGAUAGAAGCAGAUAUGAAAAGGAUGAAUAACAACAGGGAAGAGCAUGAAAGAAUUGCCCAGGACAGGGUUGGGUGGAGAGUGCUGGUGUGCGGCCUAUAUUCCUCCACGAGAAGUAAUAGCCCUAAGAAUGGAACUUGAUACGACUUUAAUCUGGUAGAAAUUAAAAGUCUAAGCUAGGAGACCCUAUUACAUAUCAGAUGUAGACAGACUACGAGGCUUUUCUGCUCAGAAGGAGCAAAUAUGUAACCCAGUAUUUUAGUCAUAUUUAUUUUUUAAAGCAGUUAAUCUAUAGGUGAUUUGAAUUGUCUACAUGAAUUAAGUUAUUGACUAAUUUUUUCCCCAAAUACUGAACAGUUCAACGUAUUCAGACCUGAACACUGACCAGAUAAGCAGACCUGACAUAACUCGGAGUAUCUUUAAUAAAGCUGUUGAUCAGUUCGUAGAUUUUAUUCCUGAUGGGUGGCUAAGCAAUCAUCUGAAGUCUUACUUAUUUCUGUCUCAAGCAGAAAGUUAUAUUCAGCCAAACAGUAGAAAUACUUUGUUUCAGUGAAUACAUAUCCGAAAUAAAUAAUCUUCUUAUCAAAAUCUUGUGGGGUAAUAUACUGUAUUUCUUAGGUAUUUAUUAUUGUGAUACUGGUUUUGUGCAGGAACUAAGGUAUCAUAUCUCUCGCCUACAUUUGCGGAUGCUGAACUCCAGAGUACGUUCCAUCUCCUAUUCCGCUCAAGUUCAUGAGGCCAAAAAUUAGGAUAGAUGCAAAUACGAGAUGACGGUUGUGGGUGAGUGAAUUUUCUACCAAAAACCAUCGUCUAUUUUGUCAUUUUAACAACCUAUAAAUAUAUAUCAGUUAAGGAGUAUCAAUCAGCUUCCGAUAAUAGAGCUAUCCUCAUUUUCUUCCUCUUUAUUGUUGGUUGAUCAGGUAUUAGGAGAGCACAUUGGUGACCAAAUAGAAUAGCAAAAGAUGAGGAUCCAGUUUUAAUGUCAGUGUUAACUCACGACUGGGUACCUACCACAUGCGGCACCAAAAUCUUUACUAAUUAAUAUAUGCUACCAUUUAAUUGAAGUUUAAAAUACUGGAUUUUGCCCGCACGGUAAUAAUUCUCUGAGAUGUAUUCGUUAUUUCCGUUGGUAAUUAUUUCGUCAGGCCUAACGAUGCAUUCUAGUAGUUGAAAGUCGACUCAUAUAGGUAAACAACUGACAGUAAGCACAGCGCGGAUUAUCCUAGAACAAUAUUUCAGCCGAGGUUAUUUAUCAGCAAUCAACGGAUAUGACAUCAUCCAAAACCCGAGUUUAACGUUCUCCAGAUAUUUCAUGCCAUGGUUAAAAGACUAUGACACAAGUCUGCCUUUCUUUAAGACCAUAAAUUUCCUUUCAUGACGUAGAAUAUUACAGAUUCUUGUUACCCCUCCCUGAGGCACUGGCUUUAAAAAUAACAGGGUUAUCUAACAAAUGACUAUUUCUCACAAUAUCCAAAAUAUAUAAUUCCGGUAAGAGUGAAGAUGCCACAGGUAUUCGGAGUUUGACAACGCUUUAACCAGUAACACCUAAUAUGAAGCGUACCCACCAUUUAAAUCAAAAGACAGAAGCGGGGAGGUUAGAAGAUAUAUUUGAUAGACUAUCAAUAUAUCGAGGAUCGUCUGAUCUAAUCUGGCUAGCGAUUGCAGGGGUUGUUGAGCACGGCGUUCCCACUCGUGAUCUGGUGCGGAUGCAUGACCGAGCGCCUACAGCCAGGUGAGUCCAUUAAAACUAAUGUGGUCAGUAUCCAAUGUCGAAAACUCAGAGAGCUAUUUAUUUUGGGAAUUUAUUUACCGCUACAAGAGCAUACUACGCUGAUCUUAAGUGACUUAUCUGAGAGUAUGUAAACGCUGUUUGAUUAUUUAACAAUUAAUAACACGGAGCAAUGAAAUAACAUUUUUGAUCUGAAUAAUUGAUUAACACAUGUCAAAAUAUCCCUUGUAGAAAAGAAAAGUUUUAGUCUACACAUAUACCAAGUGUCGGGAUAGUGUGAGUCAAGGUACUCUCCCAAUUGAGUUUUCAUCACUAACUGAUAUUAGAUAUAAUGUAGAAAGGUUAGGAUUAGUUACUAGAAGACUAAUUUAUGAACGACCGUUGAGCGAGGUCCAAGUGACUUUGAGACAAAUACCCUAUUUUCUAGGGUAAAACAAGAAUCUAAGGCUCACAUGAAAGUAAUGAAGUCUAAGUAUAAUCUACAGAGCUCAACUGUACGUUUACAAAUUGACCAGUGAAGCGAAUACCUGGAGUAAUACCAUCCCCUUAAAAGGAGGCUCACAAAAGCACUUUAAGAAAGGCUGGCUUUGCCACUGGAACUCGUCAGAAAUUUCAUCAAAUUUUUGACUUAUUUUCUGAUAGCCAUAUUUAAGUGAGUGGUCACUCAACACUCAUGUGACCUUUCCGAAAACCUUAAGUAACUAAGUCUCAAGAACAACCUAAUUAUUCUUUUCCUUUGGCAUAAAUGCUUGAUUCAAGCUCAUAGCACCUAAAAUGGAUACAAGAGGAAGCGUAUCGACUGAUUAAACCGCUCGACAAGUAGUAAACUUACCAAAAACAUUUUUAUAAUAUUUUCAUCAGAAUCUAAUAACGAUUGAAUAAACAAUUUCUUCAAGCACUUACUACAAUAAAAAGCUUGUGGAAAGGCAACACGAAGUAUGUCAUAUUGAGUACUCGUCUUUAGAUCCCAUUGGUAUUUUAUGUGGUGCUAAACCCCAUGCCCCUAUGCUUCCAAAACGAGUCCUCACUUCAUCCAGUAAAUAGGAUUUUAGAAAACAGCCACUACGGAAAUACAGCAUGCAGUGUUAAGGUCUUCAGACUAUUUCUAGGCCGUUAGUUUAUUGACCAAACAAUCUCUCGAAUAAAAUUAAUGUGCAGACUGGGCAUAGUGAUAAUUGGUUAAAUUUCAGGCCUGUCUGUGCAGUUAUCGUAAAAACCAAUCAGCUUGCCUCAAAGGCCACAGCUAAUACAAAUAAGAUUUUGAUUUGAUGAAAUUAAUGUGUGGGCGAGAUACGCUUCUACAUAUAGUAUUCUCCGAUCUCAAGGCUAUUGACAAAGUUUCCUCUUCAAGUGGCUUGGUCUUUCUGCUUAGUGGCGUGGUCUUUGGUCGGUUAUCUUAUUACUUUACUUAAACAAUGUCCGAAGAGUGGAAAAAACGGUGUGAAAACCAUGUAGAUGAACACAAAAGCUUGAAGCAUUUACAUAUAACGGAUCAUCAGGGAACUCCCUACGGCUCAUCUAGUCCUGAUUUCCAACUAUCUCCCGAGUUUGUGCUUCAGCUCAAAUCAUUACUUACUGAUGACAAAGACACCUCUUUUACGUUCAUGAAUGAAAAGUACAUCAUCAUAAGACGCGACCCGACUAGUUUUAUCAGCAGAUGUCUCAAGAAGUCAAUUUUAUUCCAUAUCACACCAAAACGUUAGUCUCAUUCCAUGUACAUUUGUUACUUGGACUUUUUAUCUUUUAUUUAUCAUGACCAAUAGGUCAAGAUGAUUACUUAUCUGAUUAAAUGCCAUUUUAUGAUAAUUCUUGGUAAAUAACGAAAUUAUUCACUUAUAUGUCGAUAAAAUAGCGUAACACAUUUUCCAAGUGAAGGUUAAUAUACUGUACUUGAAAUCAUUUUGUGAAGACGAAUCAUACUGCUCGAUUUUGAAACCAUAUUUGGAACGGGGGUUUCGAUAUGCAUCACAGCGACUAAAAGUUGUGUUUCAACCACUCACUGAGUAAAUGUAGGCACAAUACGUCUUGGUGUUUAUUGGUUAAUGUCGGAUCAUAUUUUGAGAUAUAAAUGAACUUUGUUGAAGUACUUUUAUUCUAGUUUAACUAAGCGUUUCCAAGGAAAACUCGCGUCAGAACGUUCGCAAUUUGAUUGAAAAGUAUAUUUUUUACUAAGCCAUUAGUAAGCGGUUUGCUCAUCUAUAACCCUUGUUCUUGGACCUCGGUUUUUUAUUGUAAUUAUUUGUAGUAGACGUGUGCCGUAAUCUAAAACUAUAUAGUGAGUGGACGACCUUGUGCAAGUAGUAACGUGCUUUAAUUAGUUUCCCGAUUAUAAUCAAAUAUGUGUUCCAUUUCAUUUUGGGGUCGUAUCGAUGUACAACAUAUGACAGUUUGGACUGAACUUAACCAGUGAUACGAAGCAGUUGAUAUCAGUCUCGCUAUUCAAAGUGCCUCUAUUUGUGUCUUAUCAUUUCAAAGUACUUGCAAAACUGGCACGACUUCUGUUUUGUAUAAGAUAAGCGGAGAAGACUGGUGUCAUAUGCGAACCACUUUGCAUCAAUAGUGCCAGAGUUGUUCUGUAUAUUGACAAUUAGUUGAGGUACAGUAUGACGUCAGUUGCGCUGCCUAGCACGGAGGUUAUGUGGAACUCAAUCAUGUAAAGUCGACCAUGUUUUUAUGAUAAUAUGAAAUGUAGGGUUAAGACCAAACUUCCAAUGUAAAACGACUUCUACAUUCGGGUUAUGUGGUCGUAGCAUUUAAUAGAAAUUGGUUUUGCUGUAGGUACGGUAGACCCUACCUACAUUUAAUUUAGUUAGCUCGCCACCCGAUCAUUGUCCAGUGAUUUACAUCCUACCAUUAAUUGUGCAAACAAAUAUUUUAUUUUUAUUUAUUUUACAAUAUUUGCAUAUAAGUGACUGUUUUAUUUACUCAAAUAAUUCAGUCGGCCAGCGGUUCUGUCUUUUGAUGUUCAUUCAGUUGCGAUUUGAGGACUCAAAAAGUCAAAGUGGAUAAAAUCAACAGGAUGGAUUCCGUGAGUAUUGUCUAUUCAGCCAUCUCUCUUCAGUGUUCAUUCGAUCUGCGUUCGUUCUCAAUCAAAAUGAAGGUUGUUACAGGUUUGUAAAUUGGCCGUAUCCUGCACCCAUUUUGUGAGGGAUAUUACUGUAAAUUUUUUGGAAUACUGUCCUAUUCUGACUUCUUGCUGCAUACUUCUCAAAUGCAUUCAUACAUUUGCUUGGUUGGACAGACUGUCGACGAUAUUCUAAAUAAUUGCAAUCCAGGAAACCAUGCAAUGAGCUGUAUUUGCGAUUAUUACAAGAAAUAUAAUUACUAAUUAACUUUGCGUACGAUGCAAUACAUCGUUCUUCUGAUGUAUUUGAUUGAUACACCAAUAAAUAAUGCCCAUGUAUUAACCUUUGCUUGUUCCCAUUUUUGGACUAUUCAUUUUUGUCUGUAGGGUUUUAUCUAAUUCGAUUUAAGGUUUAGUGCUGCUACCACCAACUUAUAGCACAGGUGUUUGUGUUUGCUCAGAUCAUUUUCCAUGUUUACUAGAUUGUAACUUAAGUGCUAUAGCUUCCUUUCUAAAAUCCAAUGGAGUGUGUUUCGUCUGUAAAAAUUUUUGAUACUUCAAUAUUUUGAAAGUUCUUAUGCAUUAUCAUUAGCUUGCUUGUUUUCAUGAAUUGGUUUCAUAUAUUUACCAAAACUUUAAAUCGCUAAACUAUCGCCACUACCUGAAUAAGGGAACUGUAUUUUGUUAUAAUUGGAUUAUUAAAUCAACACCUUUGCU